AUGGCCGGCAGGCGGCCGAAGGUCAUGGAGGCGCAUGUCGGCCUGAAGCUGUUCCGGGUGGCUGGGCUCAUCAUCACCUUCAUCGGCUGGGUCGUCACCAUCUGGGGGCUGGUGCGCGUGGCAGAGGAUUUGGAGGAUGUGUGCAACGGGCGGCAGUGCGACGAGCUGGACGUGUACUGGUCCUACCUGGUGUACCAAAUCUUUGUGUUGCUGUGCGUGGGCGUGGCGGAGUGGUUUGGGGCCCCUGAGUUCACGGUGCUGUCCCUGCUGGGCCUGUGCAUGGUGGCCUCCACGGUGGACCAGUGGGCCGCGGACAUCUUCCGCACGGGCGUGGAGUGCGGCGAGCUGGCGUUCGCGGGCUGGGCGGUCAUGGCGGCGGGCAACAUCGUGAUGAUAAUCGGCCUGGGGUACAAGAAGGUGGAAGAGCUGAAGACGGGGGUCGGUCGGUCCAACCUGUUCUUGGGCCAGAGCGGGUCCGGCGCUGUAAGGGGCGAGCCGCUGAUCGUGGGAGGGGGCGCGGGGGCCGCCGCGGAGGCGGGCGCCGCAGGGGCCAACCAGCCGCCGGUGUACGAGGACCUGCCCACGGACUUCUCCGUCGGUCUGUGGGUGUAUCCCGUGCUCGGGGUGCUGUCGCUGGGGUCGCUGACCCUGUCCGUGGCCAGCGCGCGGAAGUGGUGCGAGGACUUCGACUGCGAGCCGCUGAAGUUCUACUGGUGGAUCGUGGCUCUGGAGGGCGUUGUGCUGCUGUUCGUGUUCGUUAUGCGGCUGCUGGGCCGGCUGACGCCCUGGACGCAGGCGGCCACCUUCCUGCUGGCCAUGCCCACGACCUUCCUGGCCAUCUGGGCGCAGAACUUCUUCCACCUGGCGCGGGAGGACUUCCCAGACAAGGCCUCCCUGCGUGGGGCGGCCGUGGGCACCCUGCUGCUGGCCGUCUCCAACUACCUGCUGGCCUUCACUUUGGGCUUCCACAUGAGCACCAGGGUGCUGCGCAAGCCGCCGUUCUGGGCCAGUCAGGUGCGCGUGAUAAUGGUCGCGCUGGGCAUCGCGGGCUGGGUGAUCGCCCUCAUCGGCGUGACCAGGAGCCAGGAGUACCUGUGCAGCGACAACCAGGACGCCUUCGACGACGACCUGAUGUGCGACAAGUUCCGCCUCUACUGGUGGUUCUUCAGCCUGGAAGCCGCUGUGCUGAUCAUGUUCUUCGUCGGCCUGUUCCUGCACCUCAAGGCGGGCUGGACGGCCGUGACGCUCACCUUCGCGGCGGUGGCGGCAAUCUGGCCCCUCCUCGUUGCCGACGAGUUCAGGGUGUUCCCGGCUGUGACCGCGGGCGACAGGGACCAACGGGCCUAUCAGGGGCACCUCAUCAUGUCGGUUGCCUUCCUGGCGCUGGUGUCCGUGGAGUUGUUUUAG
Molecule: messenger RNA, 1407 nt
Organism: Ostreobium quekettii
Lineage: Eukaryota; Viridiplantae; Chlorophyta; Ulvophyceae; Bryopsidales; Ostreobiaceae
Source: the annotation of a GenBank genome assembly